AUGGCAAGUAUGCUUCCUGCCCCAUCUACAGCCGCUCAAGCCAAGUCACUUUAUCGAGUUGAUAUGGCCUCAGGAGUCCGAGAGUAUAAAUUACUUGAUCAAGCGAAGUACGAAUCUACCAUCUUAGGUCCAAAUGAUUAUCACUCAUUCGAAGACGGAAAUACCAUCAUAUGGCGUGAGCCAGGUACACUUCGAUUUCACCGUUGGACAAAGAGUAAGGAUGGACAAUGCACGGAGUCAGUCUUCCCAGGAGGAGGACAACAUAGAGAUGGUGAACUUAUGUUCAACAUUUACAAGAUGACUCCAGGUAACAAAAGUUCAGGAGGACUUAGUAAUUCAGAAUUAAUGAGAAAGUAUCAACCUGAGACACCAACAUGGAUGAAAUUGACUUUAUCAAGGAUACCAUCUACCAUCGUUUAUUUGGAUGCACAAGAUCGGUUCAGGCUUGAUGGCGGAAAUUAUACCAUCCGACGUGCAGGAUCAUCCGAUCACUUUAUCCGUGAAAGUCGAGAUGGUAUGACCAUCCAUGACAUUCCGACGGCCAAUGAUCUAAGGGAAAGGAUCAGUUGGCUCUCCGCCACAGAUCAUGAGGAGGUUCAGAUCUCUCUAGUGAAUAAGGAAGAAAGGAUGAAUGCUGAAGAGCAGGACAAGUCGAUGAUGGCCUCAGUCACCUUCGACAAUGGGUGGAGAGCCACCUCAGAAAAUGGUCCAAAGGAGCUAUCACCUGGCGUCCCGCAGACCUGGGAGGCAGUUCAUGAUAAGGCAAGACAUCGGGUAGAUCUGUCUAGAUUAGGUUCAACUGCAUUCUGUCAUGUUAAGCAUUCCGAGAGUAACUCGUUUAAAAGCGAAACGAUAGUAGACAGCUUCUACAUCAAGGGGCUGAACACCUUGGUCCUCAUGGACGGUGAUGGAUCUGGAGGGGGAAUCAAAGUGAACUUGUCCAUGUGA
This is a messenger RNA of Kwoniella botswanensis, 948 nucleotides long. RefSeq lists its product as uncharacterized. The transcript has 2 exons. NCBI's taxonomy places the organism in Eukaryota, Fungi, Basidiomycota, Tremellomycetes, Tremellales, Cryptococcaceae. Bases 1 to 948 code for a protein of 315 amino acids. The record is from RefSeq and is a predicted model, not a curated record.